Liolophura sinensis is the source of this 699-nucleotide messenger RNA. The record is from the annotation of a RefSeq genome assembly. Lineage: Eukaryota; Metazoa; Mollusca; Polyplacophora; Chitonida; Chitonidae.
AUGUUAAUAGAUAUCUUCUCUAGAUUUGAUGAACAAAACUUUACUAUUCUGAAAAAAAUUCCUUUAAUUUGAAUAAUAAGAGCAUUGCCGUUAUAUUAUAUCCAAAGGCUUUAUUGGAGAGGAUCUUCGCGUUGAGCUGCUUUUGUAAUUAAGAUUAAGGGAUUUAUGAUAAUACAGGCAAUACGGACAAAAGGAGGAAGAAUAAGUGGUUUUAACAAUGCCGUUAUUUCUAUUUUUAUAAUAUUAAUUAUUAUAAAUCUUCUGGGCCUAUCUCCUUAUGUUUUUAGAAUCACUAGUCACUUAGUCUUUGCUUUUUCUUUUGGGCUUCCUCUUUGAUUUGCUUUGAUCCUAUCUGGAGUAUUUUUUAAUUUAAAAAGAGUAGUUUCUCAUUUUUUACCAAGAGGAGCCCCUAGGGUUUUAAAUCCAUUUCUAGUUCUAGUUGAGACAGUUAGUAUUUCUGUUCGACCUAUUACUUUAUCAAUUCGGUUAACCGCAAAUAUAAGAGCUGGCCAUAUUAUUUUAGGUCUUAUUGGGGCUUAUUUAAGAGCAGGUAUUUUUAGAUACUCUUCAAUCAUCAUUUUACUUUUAAUUUUUAUUGAGAUUUUUUAUUUUAUGUUCGAAGUUGGAGUUAGCUUAAUUCAAGCUUAUAUUUUUUCAUUAUUAAUUACUCUUUACUCAGACGAUCACCCUGAACUAUAG